Tuber melanosporum (Perigord truffle) is the source of this 825-nucleotide messenger RNA. RefSeq lists its product as uncharacterized. The transcript has a single exon. NCBI's taxonomy places the organism in Eukaryota, Fungi, Ascomycota, Pezizomycetes, Pezizales, Tuberaceae. Bases 1 to 219 code for a protein of 72 amino acids. The record is from RefSeq and is a predicted model, not a curated record.
AUGCUAUUGCCGAGGGACUACCGCGUCAGAUUAGAGGCGAUGAUGGAUCGGGGGUGCUCUCAAAAGUUCUAUGAUAUCUCACCUUCCUCCCCUCCCUCCCUUUCCCCUUCCGAUCUGAUUGUGCCUGCCAGCAAGUCUCUUCUCGCCAAUCAUCCUGCCAACUCAUCCGUCUAUGUACCAAAUUUAUCCAUUGAAAUUUACUACCAGCCUCAUAUAUAAAAAGAAAGGUUCAACAACUCAAAGAUCCUUUACAAGUGAGUGUUUCCCUCGCGGUCACGGCACAGCAGCAAUGAUUGUCUAAAGUACUCGUACUGCCCAUCCCAAAACACCCAUUUUUGGGGCUCCCAGCGCGUCGGUCGUUCGGGCCAAUAAGAUCGCCGAUCGACCCACCACCACCAAUGGCCCCCCCGGUCUGCUCGAGCAGAGGGAGAACUCGGGAACUGGAAGGGAAGGGAAGAGGAAGGGGAACAUCCCUCCCCCUCAUAUCUCAGUUACGGCUAUUGUUCUGGCUCGCCUUCUCAUUCGAUUUGUUUGAUUGCCCUGUCCUGCGUCCGGCCCGUAGGGCUGGGAAGCGGUGUGCUGCUGGAGGGGAAUGCUCCUGACUUUCACUGGCUAAUGUCGAGGCAGCUGACUUUUCUGUUACCGAAACCCGUACUUUCUUAACCUCUUGUUUUCUCCCCCCCUUACGAGCAAGGUUGGGGGGCAUUGCGGUCGAGGGUGGCUUUUCAUGUUUAUUUAAGGAUUUAAAGAUACGGUACUCGAGCACAGUAUUGUGUCUCACUGCACAGCUUCAGUAGGAGUAACCUUUUAAGCAUUUUCUAUCUA